Messenger RNA from Colletotrichum phormii, 1838 nucleotides. Its product is annotated as ThiF family protein. Gene Ontology annotation, biological process: tRNA wobble position uridine thiolation; protein urmylation. The record is from RefSeq and is a predicted model, not a curated record. Lineage: Eukaryota; Fungi; Ascomycota; Sordariomycetes; Glomerellales; Glomerellaceae. The transcript has 3 exons. Gene Ontology annotation, molecular function: URM1 activating enzyme activity; adenylyltransferase activity; thiosulfate-cyanide sulfurtransferase activity. The coding region runs from base 276 to 1721 and encodes 481 amino acids. Gene Ontology annotation, cellular component: cytoplasm; cytosol.
CUGUGUUGAAUCGUUGGCGGUUCUGAGGAGUUGUACGGAUAGAUUGAAUGGGUUCGAGUUCAGAACGGGAUGCAAAUGGCCGGUAAAGUUUGAGGACGCCCCAAGCUUAGGUUCCUUCAAAAAUUCGUGAUGGGGCCGAAAAGAUAGACGUGUGGGCCCUCUGAAAUCGCGGGGUCGGAGAUCGGGGGCGGAACCUCCGACGUGCGCCAGAGCCUAGACAAUUUCCGCGCUUGGGAGUCAUCGAUUCUCACUUACACCGCACGUCACGCGACAAAAUGAGCAAAGUCGAAGAGCUGCGGCGCAAAGUCGCAGAAGCGGAGCUGGGCCUCAAGAAUCUCAAGGAACAGCUAGCCAGCGCAGAAAAAGAGGCAGGGGAGGAGGAGCAAGCAUCAGCAUCAGCAUCAGCUCAACCCUGGAAAUGGCCCCUGCAACCCGAGGAUUAUGAGAGAUAUGGACGACAACUCAUCAUCCCUCAAGUAGGCGUCAAAGGUCAACUAAGACUGAAAAAGUCAAAGAUCCUCAUCAUCGGCGCCGGGGGUCUGGGAUGCCCCGCAGCGGCCUACAUCGCCGGAGCAGGGGCCGGUACCAUCGGCCUCGUCGACGGCGACGUCGUCGAAGUAUCCAACCUCCACCGCCAAAUCGCUCACUCAGCCGACAGAGUCGGAGUCUCAAAGGUCGAAAGCGCAAUCACAUACCUAAAGGGCCUCAACCCACAAGUAACAUAUCACGCACACAAAACACACCUAACACCAACCAACGCCGAAGAAAUCGUAUCCCAACACGACCUUGUCCUCGAUUGCACAGACCACCCGACCUCCCGCUAUCUCAUCUCCGACAUCUGCGUCCUCCUCCAGAAACCCCUCGUCUCCGCCUCGGCCUUCCGCACAGACGGCCAGCUCAUCAUCCUCAACUCGCCCGCCGCGCCGCAGGGGAGCACCACUCCGGACGGCGGCGGCGGCGGCGGACCGUGCUACCGCUGCGUGUUCCCCAAGCCGCCGCCGCCCGAUAGCGUGGUCAGCUGCGGCGAGGGCGGCAUUCUCGGACCCGUGGUCGGCGUCAUGGGCGUGCUGCAGGCUCUCGAGGCGAUUAAGCUCAUUGCCGCGGGGGCCGUCGAUCCGGAUGUGACAGACAAAAGUGUGACUGCGGCUGCACCCUCGCUACUCAUCUUUUCGGGCGCGGCGCCGUCUGGGCAAUUUAGGUCUGUCCGUAUGCGGGGCCGGAGGAAGGAUUGCUUCGCUUGCUCUGCGACGUCGACGCUGUCUCUUGAGACUUUGCGAUCGGGAUCGCUUGACUAUGUGUCGUUCUGCGGUGUUACCGCGCCGGUUAAUGUUCUCGGGCCCGAAGAGCGCAUUUCUGCGAUCGCGUACGAGCGUGUAGCCAAGGAGAAGGGUGGCCGACAUCUUCUGCUGGAUGUGCGAGAGCGCGAAAACUUUGACAUCUGUAGCAUCGACGGCGCUGUGAGUGUGCCGAUUGCACAGUUCAUGAAGGAGACGCAGCCGUCCAGCGAGGGAGUCAAGCCUCAGCCUGAGUGGCUGCCGCUGGACUUCCCAGAGGAUUCGCCCAUUUACCUUGUUUGUAGGGUCGGCAACGACUCACAGCUUGCCGCGAAGCGUCUGAAAGAUCUGGCGCUGAAUAACGAUGGCAAAAGAUUCAUCGGCGACAUUGAGGGAGGUAUGCGGGCUUGGAAGAAAGACGUGGACCCCACGCUGCCUUUUACCUGAGAUCUGAGAUGCGAGACGGGGCGGGCGACGACAGAGGAGUUUGGAUAUAAAAAAGUUGAAUUUGUUCUGACGAGGGGGGGCUGUGUCGUCAUGAUACAUACUUUUCCUACGCGAUAC